Messenger RNA from Capronia epimyces CBS 606.96, 1671 nucleotides. RefSeq lists its product as uncharacterized. Gene Ontology annotation, molecular function: nucleobase transmembrane transporter activity. The record is from RefSeq and is a predicted model, not a curated record. The transcript is spliced from 8 exons. NCBI's taxonomy places the organism in Eukaryota, Fungi, Ascomycota, Eurotiomycetes, Chaetothyriales, Herpotrichiellaceae. Bases 1 to 1671 code for a protein of 556 amino acids. Gene Ontology annotation, biological process: nucleobase transport; transmembrane transport. Gene Ontology annotation, cellular component: plasma membrane.
AUGUCGUCGUUGCUGGCUCGUCUUCGCGUCCACGACUCCCAACAUGGCCGUCGUACGGAUCGGUGGACCAACGCAGACAUUCUGCCCGUGCUCGCGGAGAACCGCAACUUCAACACCAAGUCGUACUUUGGCUUUUGGGUUUCCGCCGGCAUUGCCGCCACCUACUGGACCAUGGGCUCGACCGCCAUCGCCGCCGGCCUCAGUGUCGGCGAGGCAAUUCCCGCCCUGCUCAUUGGCGCCAUCAUCUCCGCCAUCGUGACUUGCGGUUGCUCCGAGUUCGGGCUCAAGUACCAUCUCGGCUUUCCCAUGCUGAGCCGCGCUGUCUUUGGCAUGUAUGGCAGCUACUUUGUCGUCAUCCUCAAAUGUUUCUCCAACUUUGUCUACUGCGGCAUUCAGACCUACUGGGGCGGCAUCGCCAUGCGUGUUAUGCUGGCCGCCAUUUUCCCUUCCUUCUACCGCAUGAAAAAUACGAUUCCUGAAAGUGCCAAUGUCACCACCCAAGAUCUUAUCGGAACCAUCAUCUACUUUGUCGUCUUUGUCGCUCUGAUCAUGGUCAGGCCGUACAAGCUCCAGCCCUUCUUCCUGGUCAGCUUCGUCGGCGUCAUCUUGACCAUCUUGGGCAUGUUCAUCUGGGCCAUGGCGAAAAACCAUGGUGCCGGCGACCUGGUCACACCCACCCUCAAAUUGGGCACAGGCACCACAGUUUUUGUCUUCUUCCAGUCCAUCUGUACCAUGGCCACCACCUUCACCGGGGUUGGCAUCCGGCAUUCCGACUGGACUCGCUAUGCAAAGACUCCCCGGGCGGCCCGACUGGGAUUCUGGAUCGCUUGUCCCUUGACCGUGUCGAUUGCCGCCAUCUUCGGCGUCUUCGUCACCAGCGCCACCAAAUCUAUGUACGGCAAGAUCAUUUGGCAGCCCAUGUCUAUCCUGGUCUACAUCCAACAGCAGGACUAUAGCUCGACUACGCGCGCAGGCACAUUUUUUGCCGGACUUGGCUGGUUUAUGAGCCAGAUUGCGGUCAAUGUUUCGUCCAACGCUGUCGCCACCGGAAUGGACUUGAGCUCCAUCCUUCCCGAAUGGAUUAGCCAGCGACGAGGCAGCGUCAUCCUCGCCUUGGUCGGCAUUGCCAUGUGUCCCUGGAACCUGGUCAAUUCUCCCGGCACCUUCAUCACCGUCAUCGGCUCGCUGGGCAUCUUUAUCGCACCGUUGAUCGGCAUAAUGCUGGCCGAUUACUGGGUCGUGCGUCGCCAGGCCUACAAUGUCCCCCAUCUGUACAUUGGCAACCGCUCCUCCAUCUACUGGUACCAUUGGGGUCUGCAUUGGAGGGCUUUUGUGACAUGGCUAUCGCUGAUUUGGGUUUCGAUGCCUGGGUUGGUCGCUUCUGCCGGCGGCCACGAUCUUAACGAAUCUUGGAGACGAAUCUUUCGCCUGGCCUUUUUGAUCGGUCUCGUCGGUGGAUUCUGCAUCUACACCGGCAUCUGCUACGUCUCCCCGAUUCCAGGGGCCCAUGACUUCGUCCCUUACGACUUCUCCAAUGAGGAGCUGAAGAACGUGGAAGAAGUGAUGGGUCAAGAGAUGGAUAUGGCCGCCAGCGAGAACGAGAAAGGGAAGAUCACGGAGUCCCAUACAACCGAUCUCGACCUUGACCUUGACGCCGCUCAUAAGAGAUGA